Messenger RNA from Periophthalmus magnuspinnatus, 2514 nucleotides. RefSeq names its product multiple inositol polyphosphate phosphatase 1. The coding region runs from base 78 to 1466 and encodes 462 amino acids. The transcript has 5 exons. Gene Ontology annotation, molecular function: inositol phosphate phosphatase activity; acid phosphatase activity. The record is from RefSeq and is a predicted model, not a curated record. NCBI's taxonomy places the organism in Eukaryota, Metazoa, Chordata, Actinopteri, Gobiiformes, Gobiidae.
ACUGUCCAGCGGUCUUCACUUUAUAGAAGAGCAAACAAAGUACAUGCGCUGCGUAACCAGCUCACUGUGCUGCUAUAAUGCCCAGCAACUGUAAGUUUCUCUCUUUAACCGCUGUAUUUAUAUUAUAUUCGUGCUAUUCUCGCGUCAAUUCAUGGGAUGUUUCCAGAAUCCCCUCAAUCGCCAAAUAUUUGAGCACUAAAGGGAGGUAUGAGGAAGUGAACCCGCAUCUGUUAGCGGACAUUCUCUCUGUAAACACAACUGUUAUCCGACCUCCUUCGCCCCAGUGUCGCGAAAUCUAUCUAGCAGCUAUAAUCAGACAUGGCACAAGAUACCCCACCACUAAAAACGUGAAGAAGAUGCUCAGGUUUUACGACACAGUGAAAAAGUCCGCAGCUGCAGAGGACAGGGGCUGGCUGCGGGAGAUCAGACACGAGUGGACCAUGUGGUACAGAGAGGACAUGGACGGACGGCUCGUGCCCAAGGGCAUCGAGGACCACAGGCAUCUGGCAGUGAGGCUGUCCAAACUGUUCCCCAAGCUCAUAUCAGAGGAGAAACUCAGAGCAGGACUCAUCAAGUUCAUCAGCAGCUCCAAACACAGGUGUAUCAACAGCACCCUGGCCUUCAAGAGAGGACUCACUGAGCUGUGGGACAUCACAGACAUGGAGUUUGAUCACACAGUGAACGAUGCUCUUAUGCGCUUUUUUGACCAGUGCACAAAGUUUGUGCAGGAUGUGAGUGAUAACCCCACAGCUCUCUCUGAAGUGGACGAGUUUAACAUGGGGCCGGAGAUGGAGAGAGUGCAAGAGAAGGUAGCAGACCGCCUCGGAGUGCCUUAUAGUCACAUCACGGACGAAUCGGCUGAGGCAGCGUUUUACUUGUGUGCCUAUGAAUUUGCCAUCACGAAUGUCAACUCACCCUGGUGCCAGCUUUUUGAUGAAGUCGAUGCACAGGUUCUGGAAUAUGCAAAUGACUUGAAGCAGUACUGGAAAAGGGCCUAUGGCUAUGACAUCAACAGCAAAUCCAGCUGCAUUCUCUUCCACGAUGUGUUUAGUCGACUUGAGAAGGCAGCUGAAGAGAACAAGCAUGGCUCUCCAGUGACUGAAGCGGUCACUAUACAGAUUGGUCAUGCUGAAACCCUCUUACCUCUCCUCACAUUAUUGGGCUUCUUCAAGGACACUGAACCUCUCAAAUCAGAAAACUAUGCCUCUCAAACCAAACGCACUUUCCGCACUAGCCACAUAUUACCUUACGCCGCUAACCUGGUCCUGGUGCUGUACGACUGUGGAGAAGGGGAGCUCAGACUGCAGCCGCUGCUCAAUGAAAAGACUGUGGCAUUUCCAGGUUUGAGUGUGCAGCAGAGCUCAAUGCCUCUGUAUGCAGAUGUGAGGGAGCGAUACAAGGAACUGCUGCAGGGAUGUGACUUUGAGACAGAGUGUCAACUGUUCAAACAACCGACUGAAAACUGAAAAAGAAAUAAAACUAUAGAUUUGAAAUAUCUAUGUUAUCUCCCUGUAAUACUGGCCAUCAUGGCAAUUUUUGUUGUAUUGUUUUUGGAAACAAUUGAGAAAACAUCACAGUUUUAAAAUAAUUUUGUCAGCCUGAUAAACUGAUAACAGUGUGAAUUCAGCAAAAUAUUGGUGUCAAGAAAAUCUUCCAGCCAAAUCAAUAAUGAGGAUGACUCUGCUGGAGAGAAUAGUUGGUUUUGGAGGCCAGAAAGUCUAAAAAAAUUACUACAUUACCAUGGAUUUUAUCAGGGGUGCCAGUAUUAAAGAAGGACACAGCACAGCUAUACCAAAUAUGUAUUCAACUAUCACAAAUAUGUGGUGAUAGGACCAAGAAGGAAUGUACAACUGUGUAUUAUCAUUCAGUUAAACUUUUUGCUCACCGUUUUGAAUGAUGAGUUUAAGUUAUACAUUACACCACUUCUGUUUCUGUAUAUUUUUUAGAUCCAUAGUCAUGUUCUCAUAAUAAAAGAACAGAGAAUAAUGGAUUGUAUGAACAGAACUUGAACCAUACCUGUAGUAAGUGGAUAGGGUUUCCCUUUUGAGAGCCAGACCUGAGUAUCAGCACCAUAACCCUUUGUUAGUUGGCCUAAAUUAGGUUCCAGAUGGGGACAGUGAUAAUACUGUCAGACAUGUAACUUGUGGAAAACCCAUUCAGGGCAAUAAUCCAAGAAUUAUUACUAAUUUAUGCAUGUUUUGACCAGGCAAUGGUUGACGGUGAACAACAUCAACACAUUUAAAUAGCCAAACCAGAGCCCAGAACUAAAAAAGGUACCCAUAGGCACUAAAUCUGUCAACUGGACAAAUCGUUGUAAGAGUGAAGAUGUUUCUUUGCUAUGGACCAGACCUGGAUGACUGAGGGAUUACACAGACAAUAAUUUGUAUAUUUUCAAAUUGUACUGUUUUAGAAAUAAGAUUCUUAAAUGCUCACAUUUGCAUCUGGAAUGUUAACCUGAUUCAUAAACUGAAUUAAAGUGAUCUGCCUUACACUUAUUGGUGGCACACACAUUGG